AUGACGGCUAUUCAGGAUUACCAGUACGGACCACUCGCAAACGAUGGCAACACGCGUUUCAUACAUCUGUACCCAGCGGCGCACUUCGAAGAUCCUAUACGCGUCGACAUCAUCGAACGGGCUUACGAUGCCUCCAAGACCCAAGACCCCGUCAGCUACGAAGCUUUAUCGUAUGCUUGGGGCUCAGAUGAAGAUUCGGCGUACAUCUUCGUUGGGGCGAACUCUCGCUUGCGUGUCCGUCACAAUGUUACCCAGAUCCUGAGGUACCUGAGGGACGGUAUUAAGCUAGGACUUACUGCCAGAACCCUGUGGAUUGACGCUAUAUGCAUCAACCAAGCGGACGACGAGGAGAAAGGAAAGCAGGUUACCAUGAUGGGGAACAUUUACGCCUGUGCUAAGAGUGUGCUGGUCUGGACUGGUGAACCCGGAUGCGAUCUGCAAGCGCUACAGCGAAGCUUAAAAGGCGAGGAUCUUUAUACUCGGGAGAGUCAACUGCCUCCUCGUUUCACGCAGUUCUUUGAGACCGGAUGGUUUACGAGGCGCUGGGUAGUUCAAGAGAUCAUGCAUGCCCGCGAAGCCUACUUCGUUUGCGGUAGUGGCACGAUGCAGUGGCAGCAAUUCCUCUCAGUUCGACACCAAUUCCGGUCGACUACCAAGUCUCAGCCAAUGAGCUUUAUGACCGGUUAA
Alternaria triticimaculans is the source of this 687-nucleotide messenger RNA. RefSeq lists its product as uncharacterized. The coding region runs from base 1 to 687 and encodes 228 amino acids. The transcript has 2 exons. NCBI's taxonomy places the organism in Eukaryota, Fungi, Ascomycota, Dothideomycetes, Pleosporales, Pleosporaceae. The record is from RefSeq and is a predicted model, not a curated record.